GGAAGAUUCAAGCAAAGCAUGUGGAAUUCGAAGCACCCUGCACGCCAAUCGUCCUAUGAGCGUCGUGGAUAAGGACGGAAAGUAGAUUCAUCCGUCCGUCAUCCCGACUCCCAACCUCCACUCGGAGGCUCCAGCUAUUUUUCUCUGUGGAUAUGUGGCCUAGGUCCUUUUUUCUCUCGUCUCCUUCAUCCACGCCCCUCUUCCAAACCCCAAGCCUUUGCUCCCACACGUCUCAAGGCGUCGUUUUGAUUGGUAUGUAUGUAUGUGUGUGUACGCUACCAUGUCCCACCUCCACUCGUGUGUGGAUCAAUAGCCAUCAACUCCAUAGGUCUACCAUGGCUGUCGUUUGUAUCAUCACAUAUGCACCUGAGGAUCAUCGAAGGAAGUAGUCGCCCCCAGCCUUCGAUGCUCUUCAACUCCUCCUCCUGGCGUCUUGCCAAGCGCCUCACCUAGACCCCUUACGUGUUCUUCGACCUGGGCAUCUCGAAGUGCGCGCGACAGAAGCCCGACAAGAAUGGGAGGCUAGUCGAUACUGAGAAGUCGGCAUAGAAAUGUCGUUCGGCCGAACCCGAUCGCCCUCCAUCAAACCAACACUGCCCAGGCGACACCACGACAGAAAGAUAUCCGUUCACGUAUGGUGUCUGCGUCGAACUGUUGAGCGUUGUGUCGAACCGGAACCCCAGACGUCAAGCCUUUGCCAGGACGACCGAGCUCGAGUCUAAUCACGUCUUAGCAUUCGACCAUGCCGUCAUGACCAGAACGGCGAGUGUCCUCUGCAUAGCGCUCCUGCUCCCAGCAAUCCUCCUUCGCAUCGAGUAUCGACUUCGGACUGUAUCGCGUCGGGUAUGGUUACGAAAGAAACUUCGGCGACCCAAGACCACCAAAGGCCAUCACUUCUCCCAGCGUCAACACGCAACCAGCCAUCAUCCAUUCACAUGUCUCUACAGCCCCUUCCGGAAGCCUUAUUCCGCCGGUACGAAGAAGAAAAAAUUGAGACAUGGCAACAGUCCGGUGGACGUUUAUCGUUGCUGGAAACCGUUGUCUUUGCCGGGGUGGGCGAGGACAUCUUGUCAUGCAUUCAACUCCGGAUUCGACUGCGGCGGCUCCGAGGUUAAUUCAACACGUCUCCGCAGCCUCGCUACUCACGCUGCCAUGCCGGUGGGUCGAGGUCUAGGCUUUGCAACGGACCAACCAGCAUCUUCACAGUGUGCAAUACAGAGUACUCAUCACGCUAAACCUCCAGUUGGACUUGCAUCUGUGAACUGGUCUGUUCGUCGUGGCUGCUCCUUCUCCAAAGUCUAA
Molecule: messenger RNA, 1302 nt
Organism: Colletotrichum destructivum
Lineage: Eukaryota; Fungi; Ascomycota; Sordariomycetes; Glomerellales; Glomerellaceae
Exons: 1
Coding region: 751-1302 (183 amino acids)
Source: RefSeq, a predicted model, not a curated record